This is a messenger RNA of Monopterus albus (swamp eel), 6873 nucleotides long. RefSeq names its product tight junction protein 1a (gene tjp1a). Gene Ontology annotation, biological process: protein localization to cell-cell junction; positive regulation of blood-brain barrier permeability; establishment of endothelial intestinal barrier. Gene Ontology annotation, cellular component: plasma membrane; bicellular tight junction. Gene Ontology annotation, molecular function: cell adhesion molecule binding. The transcript is spliced from 31 exons. NCBI's taxonomy places the organism in Eukaryota, Metazoa, Chordata, Actinopteri, Synbranchiformes, Synbranchidae. The record is from RefSeq and is a predicted model, not a curated record. Bases 413 to 5818 code for a protein of 1801 amino acids.
CAUCCUCUCUCUCUUUCUCUUGACUGUUUUGCUCCACAGAGACAAAUAGUAGGACUUUUUAAAAACUAACUAAGAAAAAGGUUGAGAAAAGUGGCUGCUACGUGGCGAACCACAACAAUGACCCGGUCCUGACUAACACUGAAUGGAUUAUCCAAUCUAUUCUGAGCGUUAAUGAGCUUUGAGUGUCAGCGCCGACAUGGGUCGCGGCGGCGAGGCACCUUUCGUUGAGCUCCUCGGGGAACGUUUUCCCUGCCAGCAGACCUCCAGACGUGGAAAUGGCGUUUUUUGGUACUGAAGAUGCCACUGAUGCCUGCGGAGACAGUGACAGACAUCUGAAUGCACGCUCACCUGUGUCGCUUUUGCGCGCGGAUUCCUAGAAGUAGUAAAAGUAGCAGUGGUAAAGGUGGACAACAUGAAGUACCAGAAAUAUAUCACGGUGAUGCAGAUGGCCAUGGGAGUGACAGCCUCCAACAAAGACUGCCUCCCUGCUAAGAGACAGCUGUGGGUUACUCCACCAGAUGGAGACACAUCCUCUUCAGGUGCUCCUGGGUGUUCAGAUGGGCAUAUAGGUGCUAUGGGUGGCACUGGUGCUAUGGCAAUGCCUGUCCCCUCCACCCUCUUGUUGCCCAUGAGCCAGGGUAAACCCUCUCUGCGCCGCAUCAAAGGCCGCAUUCACCGCAGCAAGAGCCUAGACAGCAUGGACCUGCUUGACUCCAGUAGUGCAGCAAUGGAGGAAACGGUCAUAUGGGAACAGCACACAGUGACCCUUCACAGGGCUGCAGGAUUUGGGUUUGGCAUUGCCAUCUCAGGUGGGCGAGACAACCCUCAUUUCCAGAGUGGAGAGACAUCCAUUGUCAUUUCCGAUGUGUUGAAAGGAGGUCCUGCAGAGGGGCUGCUACAAGAAAAUGAUCGAGUGGUUAUGGUCAAUGCUGUCUCUAUGGACAAUGUAGAACAUGCCUACGCUGUGCAGCAACUUCGCAAGAGUGGCAAAAAUGCAAAGAUAACUAUACGUAGGAAAAGGAAAGUGCAGGUCCCUCUUUCACGGGCAGGGGAUAGGGAAACGAUGUCAGAGCAUGAGGAAGGGGACACUGAUGAGGAUGAUGGCUAUGAGCACCGCAAUGGUCGUGGCGGCCAGAGUGCAUAUGGAGGGGCAAGCGGAGGUGCGGGCACCGGCAGGCGUCCUGAUCGUGAGCGUAGCGGCAGGCAGGAGCACAGUGCCUCCCGGGAGAGGAGCACCUCACCACGCUCUGAUCGCCGAUCACAGACCUCAUCUGCUCCACCCAGGCCCGCCAAGGUCACCCUUGUCAAGUCCCGCAAAAAUGAAGAAUAUGGAUUGCGACUGGCCAGCCACAUCUUUGUGAAGGACAUCUCUCCUGAGAGCCUUGCUGCCAGGGAUGGAAACAUCCAGGAGGGAGAUGUUGUGCUUAAGAUCAAUGGCACAGUUACAGAGAACCUAUCACUGGUAGAUGCCAAGAAGCUGAUUGAGAGGUCAAAGGGCAAGUUGAAGAUGGUGGUGCAGAGAGAUGAGCGAGCCACGUUGCUCAAUGUUCCUGACCUCGAUGACAGCAUCCCAUCAGCUAAUAACUCAGAUAGAGAUGACAUUUCAGAAAUACAUUCACUUACAUCAGACCAUUCAAAUCGAUCCCAAGGGCGAGGUAGUCGAUCACGUUCACCUGACAGGCCUGAACCUUCGGACCAUCUCCGUCACUCACCUCGGCAGAUCAGCAACGGCAGCCUUCGAAGUCGAGAUGACGAUCGCGUAUCCAAACCGGGGACCAUAUCUACACCAGUCAAAAGCUCUGAUGCCGUCUUGUCACAGGCCAGUGACCAGAGCAGCUCCAGAGAUGACAAACUGUUACCUCCACUUCCUGAACCAAAGCCAGUGUAUGCACAACCUGGUCAGCCUGAUGUGGACCUACCUGUCAGCCCUUCUGAUGCCCCUGUACCCAGCGCCGCUCAUGAUGACAGUAUUCUCAGGCCGAGUAUGAAGCUGGUUAAGUUCAAGAAGGGAGAGAGUGUCGGUCUGCGGUUAGCUGGAGGGAACGAUGUGGGAAUUUUUGUGGCAGGUGUUUUAGAAGACAGUCCUGCAGCCAAGGAGGGCCUGGAGGAGGGAGACCAGAUUCUCAGGGUGAACAAUGUGGACUUUGCUAACAUCAUCCGGGAGGAGGCUGUGCUCUUUUUGCUGGAUCUCCCAAGAGGAGAAGAUGUUACUAUUCUGGCUCAGAAGAAAAAGGAUGUGUACCGGAGAAUAGUGGAAUCGGAUGUGGGCGAUUCCUUUUACAUUCGGACACAUUUUGAAUAUGAAAAAGAGUCACCGUAUGGGCUGAGCUUCAACAAGGGCGAGGUGUUCCGUGUAGUCGACACGCUCUACAACGGCAAAUUAGGCUCCUGGCUCGCCAUCCGAAUUGGCAAGAAUCAUCAGGAAGUAGAAAGGGGCAUCAUCCCCAAUAAGAACAGGGCUGAGCAGCUGUCUAGCGUGCAGUACACCCUCCCCAAAACACCAGGGGGAGAUAGAGCUGACUUCUGGAGAUUCCGAGGGUUGCGAAGCUCCAAGAGGAAUUUGCGUAAGAGCAGGGAGGACGUGUCAGCCCAGCCAGUUCAGACCAAGUUCCCUGCAUAUGAGAGGGUGGUGCUGAGGGAAGCUGGGUUCUUAAGACCUGUGGUUAUCUUUGGGCCGAUAGCAGAUGUGGCCAGGGAGAAACUGGCCAGGGAGGAACCAGACGUUUUUGAACUAGCGAAAACACAGAAACACCCAGGAGGGGAAAAGAGUGAGCCCAGGGAUGCAGGACCUGACCAGAAAAGCUCCGGCAUCAUUCGCCUGCACACCAUUAAACAGAUCAUUGACCGAGACAAGCAUGCAGUGCUGGACAUCACCCCUAAUGCGGUGGACCGUCUGAACUAUGCUCAGUGGUAUCCGAUUGUGGUGUUUCUCAACCCAGACACCAAGCAGGGUGUGAAGAACAUGAGGACCCGCCUCUGCCCUGAGUCUAGGAAGAGUGCCAGGAAACUGUUUGAUCGAGCCCUCAAAUUAAGGAAGAACAACCACCACCUCUUCACCACAAUCAUUAACUUGAACAACAUGAAUGAUGGUUGGUUUGGGGCACUGAAAGAGCUAAUCCAGCAGCAGCAGAAUCAGCUGGUGUGGGUGUCAGAGGGCAAGGCUGAUGGGGUAGCUGAUGAUGACCUGGACCUCCAUGAUGACCGCCUGUCCUACCUGUCGGCGCCAGGCAGUGAGUAUUCCAUGUACAGCACCGACAGUCGCCACACAUCUGACUAUGAGGACACUGACACAGAGGGUGGAGCCUACACUGACCAGGAGCUGGAUGAAACACUGAAUGACGAUGUGGGUCCACCCACGGGGCCUGCCAUCACCCGAUCCUCUGAGCCUGUCCGUGAGGACCUCACUGUCAUCCAGGAGCCCCCUGGCUACGCUCGCUACCCGAACACAGUGCAGCCAGACCCCCUGAACCGCAUCGAUCCGGCUGGGUUCAAGGCACCAGCGCCACAGCAGAAAGCAGAGGCCGCUGCCAUCCCUAGCAUCCCCCUGCAGCCUGAGCCCCUGGCUGGGACAAUGUCCCCUGCUGUCGGCGUUACUGUAAAAACUGUAGGGGGUCUGAGCCCUGACGAGGCUCCUGCAGCUCCCCACAGACAGCCCAGCCCCAAGCCAGAGACUGGCUCACUUAGGAGGCCCACCCCUGAGCUAGCUCCUCAGAGCAUCACACCAGAACCUCUACAGUCUGGAGUGGCCAGUUCCGAACCUAAGAUGUUUCAGAAGGAUCCAUACAGUACAGACAACACAGGGAGAAUGGGUCACAGCAUGAAGCCUGUGACUUACAACCCUCAACAGGUAUAUCACCCUGACCAGCAGCCAUACAGAGAUUACGACCACCCACCAAGUCGGUAUGAUGUCAGUAGUGGAGGUGGUUACGUAGAACCAAAGUACCGCAACUAUGACUCUAACCUGCCCUACGAGAAUAGCAUGCCUCACUACGACCAGCAGCAGUGGAACCCCUACGGCCAGCCACUCUCUACUGCCAACGCCCAGGGUUAUAAUUCCAAUUUGCCAUAUGGUGACAGCCCUGAAUCCCAGUACACCCCUCCUCUCCGCUACGACGAACCCCCACCUCAACAGGGGUUUGAUGGACGGCCUCGCUAUGGUAAACCGCCAGGGCCUGUUCGUUAUGAUGAUCGUCCCUCCCCUGUUCCAGGGCCUGACCUGCACUAUGAUCAAGAUUUUCACCUGAGCAAAUACCCCUCAGCUGCCCGUUCCCCCGACCCCGCUGUCCAGCGGCCUGCCUAUAAACAGGGACCAGCACAGCAGCAAAAAGGCUACAAACCUCAGCAGUACGACCCUACUCCUGUGAACUCUGAAACUAGCCCCACACCUCCUCCCAAAGCAGAGGUCUCCUUCCCUUCCCCUGCAGUCUCUCCAAAGCCUGCACCUUCCAGGGACAAGCAACCAGAGGACGACCCCGCCAUGUGGCCCCAGUCAGUCCUGACAAGGGUCAAGAUGUUUGAGAACAAACGCUCUGUGUCCGUGGACCGAGCCAAAGAAACCAAUGAGUCAUCUGGAAACAGGGCAGCUGAUUUGCCUGUGAAAGGUGGAGUAAUCCCUAAAGCAAAUUCUCUGAGCAACCUGGAUCAAGAGAAAACCUUUAGAGCCCCUGAGCCUCAGAAGCCGCAGUCUAAGGCAGCUGAUGAUAUUGUGCGCCCCAACCAUUACGAUCCUGAUGAGGACGAGGACUACUACAAGAAACAGCUAUCGUACUUUGACAGGCUUCAGACUGGCCCCAGCAAACCCCAGCAACAAGCACAAGCAAUGCACAGCUACCCCAGGACAGAGUCAGUGGAGAAACCAAGUCCAUUAGAGAAAAAAUAUGAACCAGUUCCCCAAGUGACGCCGUCUCUGCCACCAGCAACACUGCCCAAACGUUCAGCUGAAGCCAAACCUCCAGCCCGAGAGGACACCGUCCAGACCAACUUCCUGCCUCACAAGAGUUUCCCUGAGAAGUCUCCAGUUAAUGGCACAAGUGAACAGCCAACAAAAACGGUCACUAGCGUCGGGGCCCCACCGGCAACCAACUAUAACUGUUAUGUGCCCAAGCCCUACACCACCUCUGCCAAGCCUUUUACACGCAUGUUUGACACACCUAAAUUCAGCCACAACCUUCUGCCCAAUGACAACCCUGAGACUGCUCCAAAGGUCCGGAGCUCCAGCCCAGUAAAGCCUCAGACACCUGCGCAGCCCCAUAGCACAGACCUAGAUAGUGGUCUGGACACUUUCUCGCGCACUGCGGACCACCGCUCCAAAUACCAGCACAACAACAUCAACGCUGUGCCCAAGGCCAUCCCUGUGAGCCCCACCACCCUGGAUGAUGGUGAUGAUGAAGAUGAGGGCCACACAGUUGUUGCAACAGCUCGAGGUAUCUUCAACUGCAACGGUGGCGUCCUGAGUUCCAUUGAGACAGGUGUCAGCAUAAUUAUCCCACAGGGCGCCAUCCCUGAGGGCGUGGAGCAGGAGAUCUACUUCAAGGUCUGUCAAGACAACAGCAUCCUGCCCCCGCUCGAUAAGGAGAAAGGAGAGACUCUGCUCAGCCCUCUGGUGAUGUGUGGACCUCAUGGUCUCAAGUUUUUGAAGCCCGUGGAGCUACGCUUACCUCACUGUGCGUCAAUGACCCCUGAUGGUUGGUCUUUUGCUCUAAAAUCCUCCGACUCCUCGUCGGGUGACCCAAAAAGCUGGCAGAACAAGUCUCUCCCCGGGGAUCCCAACUACAUGGUGGGAGCCAACUGUGUUUCGGUGCUCAUUGACCACUUUUAAGGACGGGCCAGCAGGUGUGAUGUUGCCGACUGUGGAAGGAAGGUGGAUAAAAUGAAGACGAUGGACACACACAUGUACACUCCACAUAUAGAGACACACCACAUUAUGGAGAAUAAAGAAGGUUCAGUCAGUGCUGUUUACUGCACCCGCGGAUGAAGGCAAAACACUUGAUGGUCUUUAAGCUUUUGUCCAAUUAGAAGUUUUGAGAUGAAAUGAAACCAUUGAUGCAGAACACGAGCCACUGAGGAUUGGCACUAUAUAUAAGGCAAUGUUUAAGCUAAGUUUUUGACAUUGAUGAAGACAAAUGCUUUUGAGGUAGGGUACAUGUUUCAAAGAUCUGUGUUGGUGUGUGUAUAUAUGCUGUAUAUGCAUACAGUGUAUAUAUAUAUAUAGUAGUACAGAGAAGAUGUACUGAAACAUUACCCAUGAAGUCAGUCUUGUUGUUUUUCAGUUCAGGUGACUGAAGACAGAUGUUUUUACACACUGAGGGAAUUUACUGAAGGUUUGAGUCGGACAGAGGUGAGAUGAAACCGGAGAUGAUGACGUUUGCAAGUAUCUGCUGAAGGAGCUGGCAAAACGCAAUCUGGAUAUGAACCCCAGCAGCAAACUUUUAGAGGCGUUCUUCCUUCACUUCUUCCUUUAUUCUUCCUGUUCAUACAGUAAUAACUUGUAGCUAACUUUCCUACGGAGCACCACGUCUCUCCUUCCAGCCUGAGGGAGAUCUAUGCAUGUUCUUUACUCAGGUCCUGUAGCCUCCUCAGUUCCUUCCUCACAUCUGCGUCUCUUUCUGUCUUCUCUUCUGUUUCUUUUUUUCUCUUUGCACUCGCAUACAAAUGAGCAGUGAUGCCUUAACUGCAGAUUAUUCACUUUUCAUAAAACAAAAUAAGUUAUGAUAAAUUAUGGUAUAAUAGCAUUUGUUUAGCCAUUUUCUGUGAACCCACUGUACAAAUGAACUUGGGUUUAGCACACAAUAACAGUUGAUACAGGAUAAUGAAGGUGUGCUCUUCUUUUAUCUGCUAUGCAUUACUUAAAACAACAGAAGAAGAAGAAGUGGC